AAAAGGAUUCGGGAGGAUGGACGGAACAGACACUGAAAACCAUCCAAGAGACAAUAUCCAGGAAUUCUUAAAUGCAGUUGAAAAUCGCAAAUUUUUUGAGGGUACCAAAGACAUUGAUGGAAAGGAUUUGUCUGCAAAAUUGGCUCAGCUCAGUCAGGCAAAGACUCAGAUCAAAGAGGCUUUUUCAUUGCAAACAGUGUCCAAGGAAAUGUUUCUCAAGUAUCUGUGUCAAGACUUCAACAGUUGGCCAACACAGCAAAUUCAGUCAGAGGAUCCACAGAUGCAGGAGGUCACCCAGAAACUAAAAUCCUGUAAAGGUGCCAUUGAACAAGAGAAGGCAACUGCUACAGAACUAGCAGCUUGUGCUGAGGAUGGUUACGAAAUGCUGAAGUCAAAGAUCUCAAGCCUGAAAGAUAUUCUUUUGAAAAGAGAACAGAAGCGGAAAGAAUUACAAGAUUUGAGGAAUAAGAUGACAGGUGGUGGAAAAGUUUCAAAGAAUCUAAAGGAAGUCAUUCAGAAACAGAAAGAUGAGAAAGUACAAGUAGAUGCAGAGAUAGCAAUGAGACAGGCGUCACUAUCAGAAGCAAAAGCCAGCCAUGACAGACUACAACAAGACGUGGCAGCUCUCCAAGAGAAGUUAAAAAGACAGGAGGAAGAAAUCCAUAAAUCUCACUCUGAAGCAGUCAAGAAACAAACACUCUUAACAGAAAAAAUUAAACAGGAAACAGAACUCUGUGAAUAUAUCAGAAAGUUGUCUGGGAUCCGGGAGAUCCAGACAGAGGAUACAGAUUCCAUGUGCCUGGGAUUUGUCCAUGAAGAGGAGGAAGAUCCCAGCCUCAUUCUCACAAUGAAUCUGGCAGCUGAUCCCACUGACAGAGUGUAUUUGAAAGGAGCAGAGGUUAAACCUGGCUACAGAUAUUACGUGAAUGUCCAGUCACUGCCCACAGAGGACUUAAUCAGAGUGGCCGUCCAGAAAAAUGACCCUGUUUGGCUGGUUCACUCACUGAGAGAACUCUGGAUUUCCUAUCAUCCCAUUGUGUCAGAGGUCAAAAAGCUCUCAGAGAGGCAUGCAGUUGACUGGAUCCAGGAAGAGGGUGUUGUAAGGGUCCUCAUGGGGAAAAGGGGUACAGUAAUAUGUACCUUGUCUGUACCAAAGACAUACCCCCAGGAGGGUAAUGUUUCUCUGGUCAGUGUACAUGGGGGAUAUGGAGAGGAAAACACUAUGGAUGUUGAUGAAACAGUAGAGAACAAAACACUACAGCAGUGGGUAGACUAUUUAGAAGCCAAAUAUGGGAAUUGUUAGAAACAGUGAGAGGAGGACCUGAACAUUGUACAUACAUGUAGUACUUUACACUUAUGGCCUGUGUUAGAAAUAUUUCUAAAAUUUAUUACAGGUAAUUUUAAUGUGACUAGUUUGUAAGUUAAACAAAACCCCUGUGUAUAUUUCCAAUUUGAGGAUGUGUACUGAAAUUCUACAUAAAAUAAAACAACAAAUGUCACAUUCUUUCCAAAAGAAAUUUAUUAUAAAAAAUGUUUUCAAAAACAGACAUCACUUCAAUAUAAAUAUAAUUUUCACCAAUUGGUUGAAAUAUUGUUGAUGUGAAAUGAACAUGUA
Saccostrea echinata is the source of this 1615-nucleotide messenger RNA. Its product is annotated as reticulocyte-binding protein homolog 2a-like. The record is from RefSeq and is a predicted model, not a curated record. NCBI's taxonomy places the organism in Eukaryota, Metazoa, Mollusca, Bivalvia, Ostreida, Ostreidae. The coding region runs from base 17 to 1303 and encodes 428 amino acids. The transcript is spliced from 12 exons.